Molecule: messenger RNA, 6044 nt
Organism: Gambusia affinis (western mosquitofish)
Lineage: Eukaryota; Metazoa; Chordata; Actinopteri; Cyprinodontiformes; Poeciliidae
Gene: mlh3
Product: mutL homolog 3 (E. coli)
Exons: 12
Coding region: 865-4326 (1153 amino acids)
Biological process (GO): mismatch repair
Cellular component (GO): mismatch repair complex
Molecular function (GO): ATP-dependent DNA damage sensor activity; protein binding; ATP binding
Source: RefSeq, a predicted model, not a curated record
UCUGAUUUAUAUUACCCUAUUGUGUUUGCCUUCUAAAUUAAAAUCUGUGGUUAUUUGCUGCAAGUGUAGCAGUGGAAGAAAACAUUGUAGUCAGAAUGGCAUUGCCUUCUUUUUGCAUCAAAAAAAGUGUGUACAAGAGCUCUGACUCUGUCUGAGUUCUUUCAGCUAGGGAAGUGCACAAAAAGUACACAUUAUUGUGACUAGUAUUAAAAAAUAAACUGAACUAUAAUUAAACAGAAUAAUAUUGUAGGAUUGUUGGUGAGAAGCAUCUUCAACCAUUGGUGAUUAAACAAAUAUUUGGCAUGUUUAUUUUUGAUUGAUUUAGAUGCAUUAGUUUAUUGUCAAAUAUUCAAAAGAAUAACAUUUGGCUGCUAUAUCCUCGUUGUAUUAAAACAGACCACUCACACAACUCAACAGAACCUAACGCGCUUGGAGUUCCACAAAUUACAGUUUUUGCUGAACAAAAUGCCACACACAAUAUGGCGGCGUGGCUUCAAGGGAGGUUGAUUUUGCUUUGUGAUUGGUUGACGCAUGGACGCUAAACUGAAGCCAUUUUAUAACGAGCCAAAAGGUGGCGGUAUUCGUUUCAGCUGUUAGCUGAAAAUUGUUAAAAGUAACGUCUUUUUUAUGCUACGUUGACUAUACGGCAGACAAGGUAUUUUCAGUGUUGUUUAAAUUUUAUUUCAGUGUAUUUCCUUUUUUUAAGUCAUUCAAACUUAGAUUUUUUUAAGGUAUUUUAUUGAAAUAUUUAGAACUAGUUUGCUUGGUUGCAACGGUUAACUUUAAAAACCCCGACUGCAUCUCGUCUCGUAUUUAUGAAGUUAAGAGCCAGAAAUAUAAAGAAAAGUAAAACGAAGGAGCAUAAUGAUAAGGUGUUUGCCAGUGGAGGUUCAGGGGAAAAUUCGCUCCGGUGUGGCCAUCCCGUCCCUCCAGCAGUGCGUGGAGGAGCUCAUUUUAAAUAGCAUCGAUGCUGGAGCCACCUGUGUGGGGGUCAGGAUGGACAUGGAGGCGUUUAAAGUCCAGGUGAUCGACAAUGGAUCUGGGAUGACUGUUGAGGACAUGGAGCUAGUUGGAACCAGAUACCACACAAGUAAAUGCAGCUGUAUUGAAGACCUAGAGAACCUGAAAUGUUAUGGCUUCAGAGGAGAAGCGUUGGCGAGCAUUGUUUCUUUAGCUACGCUUGUUGAAAUCUCCUCCCGGACCAGACUGUCAGUGAAAACACAUGUUAAACUGUUCAAGGAUGGACAAGGCAUGGAUGUCUUCGAAGAAGAGGCGGUUCGACCCUCCGCAGGGACGACUAUUAUCAUCUGUAACUUCUUCCACAACAUGCCAGUCCGGAGGAAGAGAGUGGAUGCAGUCCUGGAGGUGGAGAGGAUCAGACAAAGAGUGGAGGCUGUGUCCCUGAUGCAUCCUUCUGUCUCCUUCACCCUGAAGAAUGACUACACAGGGGUCAUGAUGGUGCAGCUUCCCAAAGCCAGAGACACCUACCACCGCUUUGUUCAGAUACACAACCUGACUCGGGCAGAGAAACUGGGAGAGAUCAGCCACACACACAAGCAGUUUGAGGUGACUGGUUACCUAGGCAAAGAGGGACACUACAACAACAGCCUGCAGUAUCUGUACGUCAACAACAGGCUUCUGCUGAAAACACGGAUCCACAAGCUGCUAAACUGUCUCCUCCGCAGGCUGAGCAGCUCCAACCAGAAGCAUGACAGCCCAGACGGGAUAUCUGUGACUCGGAGUCCAAAGCUUAAGCGAAACCAGGAUCAAUAUGGAGUCUACAUCAUCAAUAUAAAAUGUUCUUACUCUGAGUAUGAUAUUUGUCUUGAGCCAGCAAAAACUCUGGUGGAGUUCAAAGACUGGGAUGGGGUUUUGCUUUGCAUAGAAGAAGCAGUGAAGGUUUUUCUGAGGAGGGAAAACUUGGUCUCUCUGUUUUCUCAAGAGGACUUGGAAUGUGUGUCCCCUAAGGUUUUUAGUAUUGAAACAAUAGAUCAAAAAGUGGAAACUGAGACAGCUGGCCAAGGAGAUGUUGGCACUUCCACCCUGGACUGCGGCGUUGGAACGAAACUGGCAUCUAAUUUUGUUCAUCGUAGGAGAGCAGAUGACAGCGUUUGCCUCGAGUCAGACCUGAUUGAGAGCAAAGCUGAUGAAGCUCAACGAUAUAAACAGAUUGAUAUAGCUUUCAGUGAAUGUAAGGAGACACCACGACGUGAUCUGGAGCUUGCAUCAACUGAUGUAAACAAAGGCAAGCAAGCAUUCACCGAAGCCCCUGACAAUUUAGACAACCAAAAGAGACAAGACUGUGUAGACGAAGAAACCCAGCAGAGCACUAUUGAUUCACAUUUACCUAUCAGCCAAAUUCCAAUGUCUCAGCUUGAUUUGAACUUUAAUAAACAAAUAUUGCAGCACCCUAGCAGAAAGAUUAGAUUGUCUGACCCAUAUGUUCACCAAAGUCUCUCAAUUCAAGACGUAUCUCACAAAGAUAAGCCUUUGUUUCAAGUUCAAGAUUUGGGGCUGAAUUGUAAAGAGAAAUUAACUGCAUCAAAACGCAAAAUGACACUUGAAUCAAACAGAGAUCUUGCUCCUUUCAUCCCCUCAAAGAUUCCCAGAGUUAUUCCUGUUGAGAAGUUGGCAACAUUCAAGCAACCUGGAUCGCUUGAUAAGUUUAGACAAACAUACAGCAAGUCUGUUAAUAUGAAAUUUCAGCAUCAUCAGCCACAGAAUGACACUCAUUUAUUCCAGACAUCAAGCUUUGCUAAAAAUCCUCAUAGUUUGUCUGCUUUUCAAGAAAAUAAUCAAGAUCAAGUUUCAGACUCUCGAGAAGAAGGGAUAGAACAGACCAUCUCCCUAAACCCAGCAACACUCACAGCUAAUCACAGAAAAAGUAAAAUAUCUUUGGCAGCUAAACUUUGUCAUUUAAAACAGCAUUUGACAGAAGAUGAAGAACCCUUGCAGCACACUCAUAGGAAUAUUUCAGAGGACAAAACCAGUCUUACUUUUCCUACAGAUGGUACGCAAUACAGAAUCAGCUGUCAGAAUCCACAAAACCAUAAAGUUCCCAUUGACCCUUCAUUGGACAGCAGUUGUAAACAACUGGCUGGUGAUGAGGGUGACUCGAGGUGUAAUGACUGGCUCCAUCAUUAUGAUGCAUCUAUUGGAAAAACUGUUUAUAUCAACAAAAAGACUGGCCUCAGCAGAUACAAGGAGCCAGCUUCAGAGGAAACACAAGUACCUUGUACAUCUGAUGUCUCCAACAUGGCUGUUAGUGUCAUCUCUGAGAUGGGUGUGGAAUGCAUGUGUUACCCAUUUCAACUGGAUUUAGUGUUGCCUUUCCUGCCUAAAUCCGGGCAAGGAAGAGUCAUUAGCUCAGGGACUGACUGUAGAGAUGACGCUGAUCAGAGCGCCAACUCUCUUUCUGCAUUGUACUCUAAAUGGAAAAAUCCGGUGUUUGUCCGCCCACCUACAGUUGGUGUGGAUAUAUCCAGCGGACAAGCUGAUGGACUAGCUGUGAAGAUCCAUAACAUCCUCUUUCCAUACCGCUUUUCUAAGAAUAUGAUUCACUCAAUGAAGGUUGUUAAUCAAGUGGAUAAAAAGUUUCUUGCCUGCCUCAUUAAUGCAAGAGAAGGAGGUUCAGCAGUACAGACUGAAAAUAAAGUCACAGGAAACCUUCUGGUGUUGGUGGAUCAACAUGCAGCACAUGAGAGAGUUCGACUUGAAAAUUUAGUUGCAGAUUCAUAUGAAGAUGACCCAGAUGCCUGCGGGAAGAAACGUCUUUGUUCAUCAACCAUUUUACCACCUUUGGGAAUCAGCGUGACUGAAGAGGAGCUCAGGCUACUUAGGUCUUCUCAGCCACAGUGGAGGAAUUUGGGCCUUGAAGUUACUUUCUCAAAGACAGGAGCUCCGCAGGUGUUUGUGGGAAAGGUACCCCUGUGCUUCAUGGAAAAAGAGAGUAAUGAGCUCAGGCGGGGCAGACCGUCUGUCAUCAAGCCGGUUGUUGAGGAGUAUCUUCGAGAGCAGACUGAGCUACUCCGUCUAACAGGCAGAGUCGGAGGAACUUUGCCCCUUACUGUUUUGAAAGUACUUGCCUCAUUGGCGUGUCAUGGUGCCAUCAAGUUUAAUGACACUCUAAGCCGGGAUGAGUGCCGCAGCCUGGUCGCAUCCUUGUCUUCAUGCCAGCUGCCCUUCCAGUGCGCCCAUGGCCGUCCCUCCAUUGUUCCGCUAGUAGAUAUCCUUCAUCUGGACAAGGACCAGAAGGAUUUUCAGAAACCCAACCUGCAGAAGCUAAGAAGAAUGUAUAGAGCAUGGGAGCUGUAUGGAAAUAAAUAAAAAAGGUGUGCUUUAAACAUGUACCUUACUGCAAAUAUAAAAGCUUUAAUAGAGUUCAAACCUGGUACAUGAUAAAGUAAUAAGUUCUAUAUCUAAGUCUGUUUGAUAACUAUAUGGCAAAAAGUAGAUAUAACAAUAAAUUUAAAUGUAAUGCAUCAUAAAUGCACACUACUGUUGCACCGUAGUGAAUCAUCUCUCCAUGUUGGAAAAGUUUAGUAAUAGCAAAGAACACUUUGCUCAAUAUGUUUUUCAUAUGAAUAAGCAAAUAAAAAAACAAAACAAUAUAAUGAACAGCAAAAACAUUCUAAUCCUUGCAGUUUUUAAAAUUUUAUGUGACAGACCAAUGCAAAGUGGGGACCAAUUGUCAAGUGGAAGGAAAGUGAUGCAUGGCUUUGAUUUUCUUUUCUUUUUUUUUUACAAAUAAAAAUCUGAACUGUGUGGUAUGCAUAUGUAUUCCACCACUAAUGCAUUAUUUCCAGAAGUCAAAAAAAUGAGGAAGACAAAGAUUUAAAGGUUUGUCUCCACCAGCUUUGCACAUCUAGAGAUAGAAAUUUUGCCUGUUCUUUGCUAAGCGAUUUAAGCAAGUCUUUCACCUUGGAUUGUACAGUGUUCAAAACUUUGGAUAUUUUUCUUUAACUUGAACUUUCCUUGGGGUGGGGAAGUUCAAGUUAAUGAAAAACAAGCUGAGGAGAUCUUUACUGAACAGCUACUGCUAUACUGAGGUUCAAUUACACACGGAUGGCAUUUAUUUACUAAUUAACUGACUUCUGAUUUUAGGGAGGGGUGUCAGAACAAAGGGGGUGAACACAAAUUCAUGCCACACUUUUAAGAUAUACUUUGUGUUGGCUUAUCACUCAGCUUCCCAAGACCUACGGUGAAGUUAGUAGUUAUACUGUGACAAACUGUGUUCUCAAUAGUUGUGCAAAUCACUACCAUGGUGCAACACUUGUGAUGGGGAGAAAAAUAAAAAGAAGCUCCAAUCGUUUUCAAUGUCCUAGUGGAAAAUGUCCUUGAGAUUUUCGUGGCUGAGGCAUCCGGCCACGAAAAUCUUAGAGAUGCAGAUGUAACGAUGGGAGGAAAGGAUGUUGCUGCUCCAAGAGAUCCUCCACUUCUAAGUCAUCCUCCUCAGUUCCGGGUCAUGUCACAUGACUUCACAGCCCCCACAAAAAGUACAAGGUCCCGGCUAGAUUGGAUCCGUAAUUUGGACAAAGUGGGCACGACGCUUUGCUGUGAUUUGCGGUCAGGGGUAAAACGGUGUCUGGGAUUGGUAGAGUCGGUCUGUCCUUACCACCGAUGUCCUCCAUUGAUUUCAUUUUAUCUGCGAUGUAAAGUUGGAAGAUAUUGCAUUUUUUUUUAAAAACAUUUCUUAAAAAUAUGUACUAUUUUAUUAAGACGAAAGAGGCAACGCAGAACCGUGUAAUGUAGCGAUGACGUGCAUAAUUUCUGCCGCUAAAAAAUAAAUAUAUUUUUGGAAAAUCGUACAAAAAUACAUCAUCUGGCUGCAUCUGUUCCACUUGGUCACUGCAAAACAUAUAAUUAAAUGAAUGCACGACCCUUCAUUGCGUGGGAAUUAUUGGUGUAAUUACGUCUCUAACUGCAUAUGGCCGAUAUUAUAAUUAUUUUCGCGAUGAAUUCGUAUUUUGCCUUUGCCGUCUGCUAAAUGUCAAAGUGAUGCUCCUUUUUUCUAAGUAUGUAGGCCUGUGUGUUUGAGUCCGCCA